This is a messenger RNA of Epinephelus fuscoguttatus (brown-marbled grouper), 1808 nucleotides long. RefSeq names its product cholinergic receptor, nicotinic, alpha 6 (gene chrna6). Lineage: Eukaryota; Metazoa; Chordata; Actinopteri; Perciformes; Serranidae. Gene Ontology annotation, biological process: regulation of membrane potential; monoatomic ion transmembrane transport; chemical synaptic transmission. The coding region runs from base 143 to 1714 and encodes 523 amino acids. The transcript has 8 exons. The record is from RefSeq and is a predicted model, not a curated record. Gene Ontology annotation, molecular function: transmembrane signaling receptor activity; acetylcholine-gated monoatomic cation-selective channel activity. Gene Ontology annotation, cellular component: postsynaptic membrane; synapse; neuron projection.
GCAGAGCGAGACAGGCGGCACCAGGGGAGGGACGCGCGUUUUCGUGCCAUUACACUCAAUUAUUUCUUUGCUCAUCGAUUGAACCGACAGAGUUCCCUCUGAAAAAAAAGUGAAGAAGAUCCCCAAACGACACGGGGGAGAGAUGCAACCGGCGGCGAGAUGGACUUUGCUGCUUCUUCUCGUGGGUUUGAUGGCACAAGACUGCUUUUCAUCCAAGGCAGAAGACCGGCUCUUCAGGAAACUGUUCAGAAGAUAUAACCAGUUCAUCAGACCAGUGGAGAAUGUCUCUGAUCCCGUCACUGUGGAGUUCGAGGUUUCCAUCUCGCAGCUGGUCAAAGUUGAUGAGGUGAAUCAGAUCAUGGAAACAAAUUUAUGGCUCAGACAUAUUUGGAACGACUACAAGCUGCGAUGGAUGCCGUCAGAGUUUGACGGCAUUGAAUUCAUUAGAGUUCCAUCGAACAAGAUCUGGAGACCAGACAUUGUGCUCUACAACAAUGCUGUAGGUGAUUUCCUGGUGGAGGAUAAGACCAAGGCUCUGCUGAAGUUUGAUGGUACCAUCACCUGGGUUCCUCCAGCCAUUUUCAAAUCCUCCUGCCCCAUGGACAUCACCUACUUCCCCUUCGACUACCAGAACUGCUCCAUGAAGUUUGGCUCCUGGACUUACGACAAAGCCAAGAUUGACCUGGUACUUAUUGGGUCUAAGGUGAACCUCAAAGACUUCUGGGAGAGCGGCGAGUGGGAAAUAAUCGACGCUCCAGGCUACAAGCAUGAUAUCAAGUACAACUGCUGUGAGGAGAUCUACCCAGACAUCACCUACUCCUUCUACAUCAGGCGCCUGCCACUCUUCUACACCAUCAACCUCAUCAUCCCCUGCCUCCUCAUCUCUUUCCUCACAGUGCUGGUUUUCUAUCUCCCGUCCGACUGUGGAGAGAAGGUCACGCUCUGUAUCUCCGUCCUGCUCUCCCUCACUGUGUUCCUGCUCGUUAUCACGGAGACCAUCCCCUCCACGUCGCUGGUCAUCCCGCUCAUUGGAGAGUACCUGCUCUUCACAAUGAUAUUCGUCACGCUCAGCAUCGUCAUCACCGUGUUCGUGCUGAAUGUACACUACCGCACGCCAAUGACCCACACUAUGCCGGGUUGGGUGCGCUCUGUGUUUCUCAAAGUGCUGCCGAGGAUUAUGCUGAUGCGGAGACCUAUUGAUGAAGACAGCAAGGCUGGGGGGUUGGACAGCAGUGGGGAGGCAGGAGGAGCUGGAGGGGGAGGAGGAGGCGGAGGAGGGAAAGGAGGAAAGAAAAGGAAGAAUAGCUUGAUGCAGCAGGUCGGAGGAGGCUCCCUAAACUGUCUGGAGUUCGGGGAUAGUAAGCUCUCAUCUGUGGAGGGAUGCACUGGAAAGAAAUGCCCUUGCCCCUGCCAGCAUGGGAAGGAGACCCCAGAAACACCAGACAUGGGGAAGAUAUCACGGCAGCUGAGUCCACAGAGCAUCAACACUGUGGUUGCCUUUUCUGUGGUGUCACCUGAGAUCAAACAGGCCAUUGAGAGCGUCAAGUACAUCGCUGAGAACAUGAGGAGUCGUAACAAGGCCAAAGAAGUGGAGGAUGACUGGAAGUACGUCGCCAUGGUGAUCGAUAGAAUCUUCCUUUGGGUGUUUGUGACCGUGUGCGUCCUGGGAACCGUGGGCCUCUUCCUCCAGCCGCUUUGCGGCUUCGUCUCAUAACUGCUAACCGAUCGGGGUUCACUGACGCCCUGUGUCGACCAAUCCUGAACAAGUGACUUACUCUCAGUUCUCAGUUGACCAAUCAGAAGACAGA